Molecule: messenger RNA, 4477 nt
Organism: Bactrocera dorsalis (oriental fruit fly)
Lineage: Eukaryota; Metazoa; Arthropoda; Insecta; Diptera; Tephritidae
Gene: ktub
Product: protein king tubby
Exons: 6
Coding region: 303-1796 (497 amino acids)
Biological process (GO): protein localization to cilium
Cellular component (GO): cilium
Source: RefSeq, a predicted model, not a curated record
AUAACGACUGUUUGGGAUUGAGGGUUGAAAAGUGCAUGUCACACCAAUACAGCUGUCGCUGCUGCCGACAGGAUAUUCGACCAGCCAGGAUAUUUUGCCUUCAGCAGCAGGUCGUGCGGUCGUCGACAGUUCAACUUCAGUUUGCUGUGCCACUGCAACAUUCAGUCAGUUCAACGCUUUGUGGCAACGUGUGCGGCUGUAAAAAUUUCGUCUCCGUUAGUUAGUUCAAUUUCAAAACGGCAACGUGCGGUUGUUUUCAAAACUUAGAAGAGAAAUUUUGAUUUUUUUCAAAGCGCCUGCUAAUGGAAGCGUAUAUACGACAAAAGCGCGCCUCGCCGGGCAUGGUGCAGGCAAGUGACUUACAAAUAACCCGUCCCAUGUCGGGGCUGCGCACAUCAACGGCCACCGGCCGCGAGCUGCAUGCCUACGAUGGUCCAAUGCAAUUCAUCAGUUCGCCACACAAUCCCGAUCAAUUAUUAAGUAACACCACCGGCGUCACAGCUACGAAUACGAAUGCGACCACCGUCAACGCCAGCCACAAUGCAACCAGCACGAAUGGUCGUCAGCAUGGUGUCAGCUUUACGAACAAUAUGCGCCCGCGGACAGCCCAGAUGACAGGACAUAUCAUCAAUCAGGAUGAUUUAAUCGAAGAGAUUUCCUCACACGAACUCGAAGAUGACGAAAGCAGUCCCGUCAAUCAUGUGAGCAGCAAUGGGCAACGACAAAAGCAACGCCAACAAUUACAACAACAUCAACAACGCUCAUAUAGUCACGAUCAGGAUAGCAGCACAUUGGACGAAGAUGAUUAUGUGAAUCGGAAUAUCGAGGAAGCGGCACCCAUCAUGCCAUUGAAUCACAGCAUUGCCAAUAGCAUCGCAUCACAAACCAACACCACCACCAAUUCGAUCGCCGGUGCACGCAGCACUUCGGCGCACUCGACCGGCGCCGGUUCGGCUAAUAACACUGCCAACUAUUCGAACAGUGCGCAGCAAACCAACUCGUCAGCGGAUGCCAGCGGCGAACCGGAAGGUGAUCUUGUCGGCAACAUCGAACAGUUCGUCAUGCAGCCAGCGUCACAGGGUGUGCUUUUCAAGUGUCGCAUAACGCGCGAUCGCAAAGGCAUGGAUCGUGGCCUAUUUCCGAUCUAUUAUUUGCAUUUGGAGCGCGAUUACGGCAAGAAAAUAUUUCUCUUGGGCGGACGCAAGCGAAAGAAGAGCAAAACAUCCAAUUAUAUUAUCAGCUGCGAUCCCACAGACUUGUCACGUAACGCCGAGGGUUUUUGUGGAAAGUUGCGUUCGAAUGUGUUCGGUACCUCCUUUACCGUGUUCGACAAUGGCAGCAAGGAUAGCACGGAAAAUCCACGACUCGAUUUGGCGGUUAUCAUCUAUGACACCAAUAUCCUCGGUUUCAAAGGUCCACGCAAUAUGACCGUGAUACUGCCCGGCAUGACGGAGGAAGAUCAACGCGUGAAAAUCAGCUCAGCCGAUCCCAAACAACAGGGUAUACUAGACUUAUGGAAAGUUAAGAACAUGGACACCAUCGUUGAGCUGCACAACAAGACGCCCGUAUGGAACGAUGAGACACAAUCGUAUGUCUUAAAUUUUCACGGGCGCGUCACACAAGCAUCGGUUAAGAAUUUCCAACUCGUACACGAUUCGGAUCCCGAUUAUAUAGUCAUGCAGUUCGGGCGCACCUCCGAAGACGUCUUCACCAUGGACUAUCGCUAUCCGCUGUGCGCGCUGCAAGCGUUCGCCAUAGCGUUGAGCAGUUUUGAUGGCAAAAUCGCAUGCGAGUAGAAGAGCGAGAGAGGCUGAGCAUACGAUAAUUAUUGUGAGCGCACGGCCGUGGAGUGACAGUUUUGCGCAUGCGCGUGCAAAGACAAAAUUAUGCUCAAAUUUAUAAGCGUUCAGCAAUAACUAUAGUAUUUUAUGUAAAUGUAAAUGUAAAAUCAAAAAAACUUAGCACAAAAGAGUACGGUAAAAAUCAAAAAAGUGCAUGAACUCAAAAACAAACGGUUGCCUUAGUUGAGAGCGUUCGCAAGGCGCGCUAGAAUAACACCCACAAUUGUAUGUAUGUAUUUAUGUGGUGUGUCUGUACAUCAUGCACCGACUUGAUUAACACUAAUAUUUUUUUUUAUAAAGCAAUUAAGAGUACAAGUGAGUGUUAGUUGCGUAAACAAAGAGAAAAACAUAUACAGACCAACAAACAUUUAUAUAUAGGUGGCAUAUAAAAAAUUCGAGAAGCAUCAAAAAUACAUUAAAAAUUGUCUGGCAGACUAACGGACACAAUUUUUUUAGUUCCGAAAUUGAGUUUGAAGAGGCAAAACUUUCAAAAAUAAUUUUUCGUAUCACUAUUAUUAAAGCAUAUUUUAGUUUGUCUUAGUGUUUCUACACCAAAUACUUAGCGAGUACUCCAUACAACAUUUUCAAGGCUAUGAACUUAUAUAUUGGUUAGUCGAAAAAGUCUUUUCGUAUUUUGUAUUAUGUCGAUGCAUAUGUCUCCAGUGUUACCAAUCACAUUGUCAUAUCAUAUCAUAUAGCGUUGGAAAGAGGAAAGUUGAAAAAAGUUACAGCUGUUCAAAAAUGAGUGAAAAUAUUGGAGAAAUUCGCUAUAUUUUGCAAUUUUUGUACAAAGAAAGGUAGAAUGCCACCAGUGAAAUUUGUGAAGUUUACGGAGGCGAUGCUGUAUCAGUUCGUCUAGCACAACAAUGGUUCGCUCGCUUGCGUUGUGGAAAUUACGAUGUGAUAAAGUCUCGCUCUGGUCGACAUAUCGUUGAAAAAGUCGAUGAGAUUACGAAAAAGAUUGACCAGGGGCCCUAUUCUGUAACUCGAUUCGUUUUUGCUUUCUACAACUCAAAAGCUAUCGAAUAUUUUAUCCGAAAAUUGGCUUGAAAAUCCGAAAAUCGAGUUGUAGAAUAUACGAAUUCCGAAUUCCAGUAAAUUUUUUUUCGAAUCGAGUUACAAAAUAGGCCCCCAAGACCGUCACAUAAGCAGCUAUGACAUCGCUAAGGAAUUCCACAUUCAUAAUUAAACGGUUUUGGAUAAUUCAAAAAAGACUGGCGACGAAAAGAUCUCGAUGUUUGGGUACCACAUGAAUUGUCUGUGAAAAAUGUAAUGGACCGAAUUAAGAUCUGCGAUUCUUUGCUGAAACGAAAUGAAAUUGAACCAUUUCUGAAGCGAAUGGUGACAAGAGACAAAAAGUGGAUUAAAUACCACAAUUAUGUGCGAAAAAGAUCAUGGUCCAGGCGUGGUGAAGCUCAACAAAUGGUCGCAAAGCCAGGACUGACACUUCGAAAGGUUAUGCUGAGUGUUUGGUGGGAUUGGCAAGGUAUCAUCCACUAUGAGCUGCUCCAGCCUGGUCCCACGAUUGAUUCUACAUUUUACUGUCAACAACUGAAGAGAUUGAAGCAAGCAAUCGAAAAAAACGGGCAAAACUGGUCAACAGGAAGGGCUUCGUCUUCCAUCAGGACAACGCUAGACCACACACAUCUUUGAUGACUCGGCAAACACUGGAAGAGCUUGCCUGGGAAGUUUUGAUGCAUCCACCAUAUAGCCCUGACUUUGCACUAUCGGACUACCAUUUGCUUCAGUCAAUGCAGAACUUUCUUAAUGGAGUAAAGUUGGUUUCAAAAGACGCCUGUGAAAAUUACUUGUCGCAGUUUUUCGUCGAGAAACCAGAAAAGUUUUACACUGAUGGCAUAAUGUCUCAAGGGGAAAAAUGGCAAAAAGUGGUCGAUCAAAAUGGUACAUAUUUGCUUCGUUUAAGUUCAUUUAAAAUAUAAAAAAAUUUGUUUAGAAAUUAGGAAAGACUUUUCGACUACCCAAUAUAUAUUUUUGAUAUACAUACAUACAUAGUCCGAUUUAGUCAUGUCCGCUCGUCUGUAGUCUCUCAGUUUUUGAGACAUCGAUCUAAAAUUCUACACACGCCCUUUUCCCUCCAAGAAGCUACUCAUUUGUCGAAACCGUCAAUAUCGAACCACUAUAGCAUAUAGCUGCCAUACAAACUGAACGAUCGAAAUCACGUUUUUGUAGGGAAAAGUUUUUUAUUCGAGAAGAUUUCUACACGAAAUUCGGCAUAGGUUAUUCUUUAAGGCAAUAGUGUAAUCUCCGAAGAAAUUAUUUAGAUCGGACCACUGUAAAAUAUAGCUGCCAUACAAACUGACCGAUAAAAUUAUGUGCUUGUAAAGAUUCUUUUGCAUUUGUGAAGGGUAUUGUAGCUUCGGCGCAACGGAAUUGAAAAAAUGCCUUUGAAGCAAGUCGCAACACAAAUAUUGAACACUCUUUCGCUCUCUCUUUCUCACUCUGAAACAAUUCGUAUUACUACAGGGUGUUGCACGGCUCAAAUAUUUUCACUAACCCUUUCUAUAACGAAAUUGCUGUCUGACUGUCUCAUACUAUUCUAAGCGAACAAGGUUUCCUCAAUGAAUAUAUAAGUAUUUCACCAUAUAUUAUUUUCGAAUUAAAUAUAAAUUCUUAAA